Molecule: messenger RNA, 2677 nt
Organism: Belonocnema kinseyi
Lineage: Eukaryota; Metazoa; Arthropoda; Insecta; Hymenoptera; Cynipidae
Product: DDB1- and CUL4-associated factor 11
Exons: 10
Coding region: 372-1898 (508 amino acids)
Biological process (GO): proteasome-mediated ubiquitin-dependent protein catabolic process
Cellular component (GO): Cul4-RING E3 ubiquitin ligase complex
Molecular function (GO): protein binding
Source: RefSeq, a predicted model, not a curated record
GAGCCAGCUGUCAAAAAAAAAUAACAAUUUGAUAACAAAAACACCCUCGGACAUCUGAUUCCAUCUGUUCCGUUCGUUUUUAUCCGCGUACUGUUGUUAUCCGCUGAGCGGAACUCAAUUUUCUACCUUCCUCACUCAUCUGAAAUAACUGCUUCAGAUCCAAAAAAAUUGAUCUUUCAAUUUUGAUGCAAAGAAACGUGGAUUUUAUCCUUUUCUAAUUGCGCGGUGAUAAGUGCGUAGAAACUAGAGUGGACGCGCUCCAAAAUCUAGACAUAUCUGGUGCAUAGUUUUUCCUCGUUUUUUCAUUGUUACAUUGUUAUUUUACGAUUUACGCUUCAAAGGAUUAUUAGUUUAUCACUAUAAUCGUCUGUAUGGGAGCCAGCAGUUCGCGAACUGAAAUGGAUUACGCGCAAGAACCAGGACUUGCUGCGAUCUUACAAUAUCUAAUACGAAGNGGACAGGUUCACAUCAUAUCAGAGGAACACGAUGAUUCUGACGAAUAUUCUGCGACAAGGCCCCCCCGCGUUCCCACUCGACCAAACACAUCCAGACUUGACAAAAGUGAAAUUAGCCUUACCACAAAACAAGCUUGUGGAAUUGGAAAUGAAUCGAAAAGUCAAAGCGUUUCCAUGCCUUCCAUGAUGCACAAAAGAGAAUUAGGUUCAAACUUCAGUGCCGCUCAAAGGUGUGCGAUAAGCAGUAACUAUUUGCCAAAUAGGAUGCAACAAGUUGCAAAAUAUAAUAGCAAAGCUUUUUGUGGAUCUUACUCCACUGACGGAAAAUUCUUUCUCACUGCCUGCCAAGACAGGUUCCUAAGGUUGUAUCGCACUCACAAUGGAGAGUUCACGGAGUUCAAAAAAAUAUCAGCUCGAGACGUUGGUUGGAGUAUUUUAGACACAGCCUUCAGCCCUGAUGGAAACUACAUCGUAUACUCAAGUUGGUCCGAUAAUCUUUAUAUGUGUCCGAUUUACGGUGAUACAAACACUCAAGAAACACUUUUUCUUUCGCCACUAGAGCGCCGGUUUUGUAUAUUUUCCUUGGUUUUUUCGAGCGACGGAAGGGAAGUCCUCGGUGGUGGAAACGACGGUUUCCUCUACGUGUACGACAGAGAAUGUCAGCAGCGAGUCCUCAGGAUCGAAGGACACGAGGACGAUGUAAAUAGUGUUGCCUUUGCAGAUAAUACUUCCCAAAUUCUUUACAGUGCAGGAGAUGAUGGACUGUGCAAGGUUUGGGACAGGCGUAUGUUAAGUGAAAGUGAUCCACAUCCUGUAGGAAUUUUGGCAGGCCACAUGGAUGGAAUUACUUAUAUAGAUCCUCGGGGUGACGGUAGACAUUUGUUAACAAAUAGCAAAGAUCAGACCAUCAAGUUGUGGGACGUUCGUGCCUUUUCUGAUCAGAGUGGAGAAAUGAACACGAGAAAGGCCGUGGCGAAUCAAAAUUGGGACUACAGGUGGCAACGGGUGCCGAAAAGAUUGUACAGGUCGAAAAACAUGUUGGAUGGAGACACGAGUAUUAUGACUUACAGAGGACAUUCUGUACUUCAAACUUUGAUACGCUGCCACUUUUCUCCAGCAGCUACGACUGGACAAAGAUAUAUUUAUACGGGUUGUGGUUCCGGACGAGUUGUCAUCUACGACGUUCUGACCGGGGAUAUCGUCAAAUCCUUGAACGGCCACAGGAGUUGCGUCCGAGACGUGAGUUGGCACCCAAGUUGUCAAGAAAUCGUAUCGACAUCGUGGGAUGGAGUAAUAGGAAGGUGGCGAUACGCGGGAAAAGCAGUUUCCCUGGAUGUUCCCGAUUCUGAAGAAGACAGCGACACGGAAACUUCUCAGCCUCGAACUUUGCGACGCAGUCAACGUAUAGCAGCACAAAAGGCAAAGAAUUCGACCUCCUGUUAAGAGAAUCCGAAGCAAUUUCGGUUUCUGUGCACAAGACUGAACCGACUUAUCUGUGCUUUUGUUCAGUGUUAACAAGAACUUUGAAAAAGCCCCCCGAAUUUUGUAAAUGGGAGCCUUUUUAUUGACCACGGGCUUCCCUCUAUCGUUUGCUACGAAACAAUUUUCUACCAUCGGUAUGAUGAGUAAUUAAUUAGUCCGCUUGUCAUCGUGUGUUUAAAGAAGAAUAUUGUCAGGGACAAACGACAUGUUAUAAACGUUAGAUUGUCACUGUUUCGAGAUAUUUCAACGAGACAUAGUGCUUUUUAAUUAUACGUAUUCAACAGAGUUUUCUUUUCUAUUUUAGGUUUAACUAAUUUCUAAGAUUUAAGUUUUAAGUAUCAUUCUGUAUUAUAUUAUUGUUGACUUAUUAAGUACCUACACUGCAAACAAAAUUUCCUUGAAGUAUAAUUGCUUUUUGUAUAUUUGUUUUUUAACUUCUUGGUUCUCAAGCUCCUCUCGCUUUGAUCAUGCAAAUUUUAUUUUUAUUAAUGAUAUUGCACAGUAGGAUAUUGUUUUUUUUUGUUUGUAAUUUUUUCAGGCCGUUUGGGCGUUAAAAAGAAAAAAAUUUUGGAAGAAAAUUUUCAAGGAAUAGUCUAUAAGCAGUACAGCAUCAUUUAAUAAUCUCGAUUUCCAUAUAAUUUGUAUAAACGAUGCAUAAUUAUUUAAGAGUUCAUAGUACUGUACAUACUUUAAAAAAGAAAAAAAGGAAUAUCCUAUCUAAUAAAAUUGAUGGAAACAAA